UUCGUCUUCAUUCAUCUGUUGCUCUUUUUGUUCAUAAAACAGUUCCCACUUCCCACUCAUCUAAUACCUGAUUAGAAUUCGGUUUAGCUUUGGUUUAGUUUGAUCUGUUGUUUGGUUCUUCCAAACCCGGUUUCAUAUCCCACUAUAUAAAAGGGGCUAUUUUUAAGCUUCCUAAGGCUAUCUACAUGUUCAAAAUAAUCAGGGCCAAUCAAAUUGUCACUUCAUCGCCAGAUUGGGCUUGAAAUUUUUUUUAAAAAAAUUAUACGAAUCCAGUUUGGCCCAUCUCGAAGCCCGAGCAUAUUCCCGUGUUCAUUCUGUUCCUAACCCUAAGCGCCGUCUCAUUCUGUUCUACACAUCUCUCUCCUUCAACAUCUUACCUUAUCGCCUCUUCAUUCCUUCGUCGAUUCUCUUCCUCUCCCCUACCUCCUCCCGCAUAACGCCUCCGAUGAGAGCGCUAGCACUUCAAUGUGCUCUCAUAAAUCCCCCAUUCAAGAUUCCUAUGGACCCUCCACUUCCCCUCUCCGGCUCGCUGAUAUCUAGAUCCCUAUAUAUAUUCUUCUCACUCUUACCACAGAUCGUAAAAUCCACAGUCUUAUCAUGGCAAAAAACACUGCAAAUCUUUCCGGCGAAGCUUCUUCUCCUCUCCUCUUCCGACAUGUUUCACCAGGACCCGGUGAUUCGACCUUGCAGUUUAGGCUUCUUCAUUUCUAGGAAGCUCGCAAGAAUGUCAAAGGAGGACCCGACAUCCUUCUUGGGAUCGAGAUGCUUAUGAUUGAUUCGGAGGGUACUGUGGCUCAGGGGUUCAUCGGUCUGAACCGUCGCAACCAAUACGAAAAAGAGCUCAAGCGUGGGAUGAUCUACACACUGACCAACUACUAUGCAUCGAACACCAAGGUGAUGUACCAUGUUGCUGACCAGAGGCUGGUAAUUUGCAUCUCACACGCCUCUGAGCUGAGGAAGGUGGAAGAAGACAUUGAAGCCAUUUUGACAGAGCGCUUCAGAAUCCAUUCCUUUGCAGAUUUUGAAGCCAACUGUGAUCUCAGAGGAGAUCUUCACGAUGUUGUCGGCCACCUUAAGCUGGUUGAUGGGCAUCCUCUCCAUCAGUGUCCGGUUUUGUGCACCAAGGAUGACUCAGCUUCUCGGAAAGUGAUGAUUCAUUUGCAACUUAAAGAUGGUCCAGUGAUUAAUGUGUACUUAUGGGACGAGGCUACGGAGAAUUUCCGCGUGAAGUUUGACGCCUGUGCAGACACUCCAACGGUUCUAUUGGUUACAACGGUCAAUCCUAAGAGACUAGGUGGGAAAUUAUGCCUAAGUUCAAUGUCUUCAUCAAGAGUGUUUUUGGACGAAGAGGUUGACCCCACCAAGGAAUACUUGACAUGGUUGGCCACGAACCCUGGUGCAACUUCUUCAGUCAAUCCUGUUGAGGUGGUUGAAGCUGAAACACUCACAAUAAGUGAGAUUGCUGCCUUCAUCAAGCGUGAGCCUGCUAAGGUUGCCUACUUUGACUGCAUUGCCACAAUUGAUGAUGUCAAGCAUGGCACUGAGUGGUAUUACAUUGCUUGCAAGGAUUGCCAGACGAAGCUAAACCGCGGGCCGACAACACUGCUUUGUCCAAAAUGCGGCAAUGAAAAUGCUACUGCAGUAGCCAACUACCGGGUGGAGAUGUCUGUCUAUGAUAAUGAGGAGCAGUGCACGUUCAUCAUUCUUGGAGAUGCUGGGAAAGAGCUCACUGGCAGAAAAGCAACAGAGUUGAUCGACACAUAUGCUGAGAAAAUGGGGGAGAUGGGGCUGAGCUUGAGGUUCCACUGCCACAGUGUUUUAUCGAUGCAAUAGGACAGACUAAGAAAUUCAGGAUCAAGGUGUCGCCCUACAAUUUCACAUCUACACGCCUAUCCUUGACUGCAACCAAAAUUGUCUCAUCAGCAGUUUUGCCCCCAAAGAACCCCCCACUCAACACACCAGCAGGAACUGAAGUGGAAAUCUCAGAUGUAGCUACGAGCAGUGGUGGUGGUACUUCAGCCACUGACGAUGAGAAGAAUGGAAAGCGUACCAAGCGUAGUGGCUAGAUCGGAUGCAGUAAAGUCACUCCAUGAAUGGUUGGUACAGACUGCCCAGUCAUCAUGCUACUCUAAUAACAGUCUUCUUAUUUCUCUUUAUUCAGUUUUGAUUUUUCUUUUCGCUAAGACAGUUUGUUAUUGGAAAAACCUUAUGGUUUGGUUUUCUUAUUAAAGUUGUUUGGUUUUUAUUAUUA
Molecule: messenger RNA, 2251 nt
Organism: Brassica napus (rape)
Lineage: Eukaryota; Viridiplantae; Streptophyta; Magnoliopsida; Brassicales; Brassicaceae
Product: cyclin-A2-3
Exons: 9
Coding region: 763-1833 (356 amino acids)
Biological process (GO): regulation of cyclin-dependent protein serine/threonine kinase activity; DNA replication; mitotic cell cycle phase transition
Cellular component (GO): cytoplasm; cyclin-dependent protein kinase holoenzyme complex; nucleus
Molecular function (GO): DNA binding; cyclin-dependent protein serine/threonine kinase regulator activity
Source: RefSeq, a predicted model, not a curated record